This is a messenger RNA of Pistacia vera, 303 nucleotides long. Its product is annotated as RNA-binding protein 1-like. The transcript has 4 exons. The record is from RefSeq and is a predicted model, not a curated record. The coding region runs from base 1 to 303 and encodes 100 amino acids. NCBI's taxonomy places the organism in Eukaryota, Viridiplantae, Streptophyta, Magnoliopsida, Sapindales, Anacardiaceae. Gene Ontology annotation, molecular function: mRNA binding.
AUGGCUAGAGCCAGCCGUGAAACGUUACCUCUACCUCCUGAUGCUUCCAACACUCUGUAUGUUGAGGUACUUCCUCCAACACCACAAAGGAGAAGUAGCUCAUAUUUUCGACCUUUUGUGGAUAUAAGAGUGAGACUUGGAGCAAAGAAUCCAAACAGUCCAGCCUGUGCAGCCACUGCUAUGAGUGCCUUGCAGGUUAUAAAGAUGGACGAAGAUGAUUCUGAUUCUAGAUACUUGCGACUACAGUUUUCUCGGUUCCCAGGCCCAAGGUCUAGUUCUGGAACUCGUGGCGGAGGUGAAUAG